UUGCAGGUGGCUCGUAUAUUGAAAGCUACAGACUUGCAGCCAGAAAUAUUAAACCAAACAUCGUUUUAAUUGUCUGGUCUUCCAAUGCGAAAUGACCCAAAGUAGAUGAUUACUUAUCAGGGUUGAGUUCUGCCUCAGAACGGGGAUCAGAUGCUCAGUUAUGAGAGGAGGAGAGAAGGAGGAAGAGGAGGAGGGGAACCAACUUACUGGCACCGCCUGCCAGAUUCACAGCAGAUCUGAGCUUAUCGCAUCAUCGCAUCUAACCAUAAAUUACUGCUUCAGCCAGACAAGGAGGUCUUCACCGAGCCUGCACGGCUGACAUCUCAACGAGGGAGUUACUUCUCAUGCUUUAGAGAUAAACCCUUAUUUUACCUCUUAGCUUCUUUGAUCACCAUCUCUUCUCUCAAUCUCUCUUCGGAACCGGUGGCAUAUUGGGCGCGCUGGAUGGCCGCUGCACCUAACGGACCGGUGUGAACAGUUUUCUUUCUUUAUCCCCCCCACCCCCCUCCAUCCAGCCUCAUCUUCGUUUUUCCUCUGACUCCAAGAGGCUGAGCACAAAACAGGAGCAGAAACAAUGGAAGACCAGGUGACCCAGGAGUCCUGCCCCGUCCCGGAGCCGACGGUUGUGGAUCCCUGGCCGGCCACAGUGCGGAACGGCCAGUGCGCCGCGGAUGGCUUCACCAACCACCAGCAGCAGCAAGCCAAGACCCCCACAGAGCCGGAGUCUUUCACAGUCAACCAGGAGAUGAAGAUUACCGACAAUGUGGACGGAGAAGGUCUUCUUGAGAGCAGCUUGCGCCUGAAGCCCCACGAGGCUCAGAACUACAGGAAGAAAGCUCUCUGGGUCUCCUGGGUCUCCAUUGUGGUCACACUUAUCCUGGCUGUGGCAGCUUUCACUGUUUCCUUCAUGAGACACAGCGCCUCAGCCUUUGGAUUUGCUUUUGAUGCCAUACUGGAUGUCAUGUCAUCAGCCAUCGUCCUUUGGCGCUACAGCAACGCAGCAGCUGUUCACUCUGCACACAGAGAGUACAUAGCGUGUGUGAUCCUGGGGAUUGUGUUUAUUCUCUCCUCACUAUGUAUCCUGGGAAAAGCCAUCCAUGAUCUGGCCACCAGGAUGCCUCCAGAAGUGGAUGACUUCCUCUACAGCGUCUCCAUAGUGAGCGGCCUCUGUUGUGCUGUGCUGGCCGUGGCCAAGUUCAUGCUGGGAAAAAAGCUGACCAGUCGGGCACUUAUUACUGACGGGUUUAACUCGAUGGUUGGAGCAAUCAUGGGAUUCUCAAUUCUCAUCAGUGCUGAAGUCUUCAAGCAGCAUCCCAAUGUCUGGUUUCUGGAUGGCACCAUUGGGGUUUUAAUCGGACUAAUCAUCCUGGCCUACGGAGUCAAGCUCCUGAAAGACAUGGUGCCACGGGUCAGGCAGACGAGGAACUACGAACGCUUCGAAUGAAAGAGCCCGAGGCUAAUCAGAUUAGCAGUUUUAGACACACACACACACCCACCCACACACACCUGGGUGCCUCCUGCCCUCUCCUCUCUCAUCUUUCAUACACUCAUCCACAUACUGCUUGUACAUUCACUAUUACGGCAUACAUCAUGCUCUGUUACAUGCAUAUAUGUGAAUAUACACUUUUGCUGUACAUACUGUACAUAGUGCACUCCGACAUUCAAUUACUCAAGUCUCAGAGACCUUGAGAGAUAAUGACAUUAUUGAAGAUCUUUUCAGCUCAGAGGUUGUUUUUUUUUCCUCUCCUAAAUGCUCCUAAAUGCAUCAAGUUAAAAAUGACAUCCUGGAUGAGGAAGAGGUGAGAUCACAAACUCAAAAGCUAAAGAAGUGCUUUGGGUUUGUUCAGGAAGGCAGAGACGGAUGUCAAUGCAGAUUUUUAUGUUGAUAGUGUCUUUAAAUAAGGUCUUGUGGAAAAAAGAGGGUUUAUCCAUGUAAUUUACUAAAUAAGACAUUCAAUGGGCUUUUUAGAAUGAAGCCUUUCCUUCAUUGUCAAACUCUUGCUCUAAGCAGCCCACUAAUUUACAAACUUUAUCAUUUCAAGUGACUAUUAAGCAGAAGUGUGUCUUUAAAUGUUAAACAGAGGAAAUCUUCUGAGAUUAGCCUCUUAAAUUAUCUCUAAGACAUGAAAACAAGAGGAGAAAACGGUUAAUACUAUAUCUUCCUGAUACAUUAACAACUUUCAGUUAGGUGACUGAGUUAAGAUGAAAGGACUCAUUAAGCACAAACAUUUGCCAUAAAAUGGCGAUGGAGACAAAGUUCAGUGCACAAAUCUGGAACUGUUUUGAUGUUUUUGUUUUCUUUCUGUAAUAAGUUCAAGCACAAAUUAAUGAACCAGCUAUGAUAACGUACAUUUGUUGACUGCUGCUGACAGCUGAUCAUUGAGCCAACUUGGGCCAAACAAAGCCUUGAACAUUUUUUUUUCAUAUAUUGUCAUGUUGAAAUUAAACGUACUUUAAAGAGAUUUUAAGUUAAACAAAACAUAGUGUGUAAUUGUGAAGUGUUCAGAGAAUAUCACUUUUUUUUUAUCAGUACAAAUGUGAAAAGUGUCAUGCAUUUGUUAUCAGCACCCCCAAGUCAACAGAAGCACCAUUCGCUGCAUUUAAAGCAGACUAGUACCAGUAUUGUGUCUUUGACUUUACAGAAAUCCCUCAUGCUGAGUAUGCAUGUG
Molecule: messenger RNA, 2669 nt
Organism: Poecilia latipinna (sailfin molly)
Lineage: Eukaryota; Metazoa; Chordata; Actinopteri; Cyprinodontiformes; Poeciliidae
Product: transmembrane protein 163-like
Exons: 8
Coding region: 575-1444 (289 amino acids)
Biological process (GO): transmembrane transport; monoatomic cation transport
Cellular component (GO): synaptic vesicle membrane
Molecular function (GO): zinc ion binding; monoatomic cation transmembrane transporter activity
Source: RefSeq, a predicted model, not a curated record